Aspergillus novofumigatus IBT 16806 is the source of this 1857-nucleotide messenger RNA. RefSeq names its product MDR family MFS transporter. Lineage: Eukaryota; Fungi; Ascomycota; Eurotiomycetes; Eurotiales; Aspergillaceae. Gene Ontology annotation, molecular function: transmembrane transporter activity. Bases 148 to 1857 code for a protein of 569 amino acids. The transcript has 7 exons. The record is from RefSeq and is a predicted model, not a curated record. Gene Ontology annotation, biological process: transmembrane transport. Gene Ontology annotation, cellular component: membrane.
CCCACAUUCGGCGCAAGUUUUGGUUUUCCUCUUAGUGGAUAUAACUACCUUAAAGUAGCCGGUGAUAGAUGACAGUAUGUGGCGCAAUCAUCCCAGACAAAUCGCCCAUUUGGACCUUUACUCAGCUAAGAACUAUCACUAAGGAGCAUGAGCUCCGAUCCCUCGAAAACGGGUGGUCUAGCCGUUGAGAGCUUCCCAACCACGCAGCCAGCCAUUGGAUCAAGGCCGGACUCGCCGGUCAAUUGCUCUGUGGGGACAUCUACGCUGGCUAGACGCUCGUCGGUGUUCGUGCGCUGGCCCGGCAAUGUCCGUCUUUGCAGACAAAGAAACCAGCCUAGGGGCCUCAUUGGGCACCAUUUCCAAAAGCAUGACGAGUCCAUUGUGAAUCCUCUCAAUCCUCUUCCUCAGCGGCAACAUCGUGGAUGGCGUUUCUGGGCCGUUUUCCCAGGCCUCUGCUUUGCCAUCCUUCUUGCUGCCCUGGACACCUCCGUUCUUGCCACUGCUCUCCCGACCAUCGUGGACCAGCUGCACUCGGGCUCGCUUUAUAUAUGGACAAUCAACGCGUAUUUUCUGGCUGUGGCUGCGGUCCAGCCUAUCGCCGGCCAAGCGUCCGACAUUUUCGGUCGGCGAUACCCUAUGAUCAUCUCCGUCGUCCUCUUUGCCCUGGGAAGCGGGCUCUGUGGCGGAGCGAGCACCACUGAAAUGCUCAUUGCCGCGAGAAUCGUGCAGGGACUUGGAGGCGGGGGAAUCUUUGUGAUGGUCGAUAUCAUCGCGGCUGAUUUGGUAGCCCUUCGGGAGAGACAGAAGUUAAUGAGUAUCAUCAUGGGCACCUUUGCCCUGGGGACGUUUAUCGGACCUGUCCUGGGAGGCGCCAUCGUCACCAAAACGACCUGGCGGUGGGUCUUCUACAUCAACCUCCCUGUAGCGGGAAUUGCCCUGGUCUUAGUGGCUCUGUUUCUGAGGGUCAAAUGGAACCGAGAGGGCACUCUCAAGGACCGACUUGCUCGCGUGGAUUUCUCCGGGAAUAUGAUCCUCUCUGCGGCGAUUGUAGCCAUCCUGAUUGCCCUUACCCGGGGAGGAACCACGUAUACUUGGAGCUCGUGGCACAUCCUCGUCCCGCUCCUAGUCGGCGCUCUCGGCUGCAACACCACUUCUCUGGUGGCCUACAUUCUCACUUUCCUGCACGGGAUCAUCAUGUCCUGGCUCUCGUUCUUCCUACCGGUUUACUUCCAGGUGAUGCUGCGGGCCAGCCCCAUGAGGUCCGGGGUGGAUAUUCUCGCCAUCGUGAUCCCUCUCAUGCCAGCUGGCAUCGCGGGUGGCCUCAUGGUGGCCAUCACCGGCCGUCUGAUUGCCGUCGGGGUUGGUCUCCUGACCCUCCUGACUGACAAGUCGAGUACGGCGACAUGGGUCAUCUUCCAAAUCAUCACAGGAAUCGGCGGCGGGCUGUCGCUCACCUCCACGCUGCCUGCUGUACAGGCUCCGCUGCCAGAGAAGGACGUCGCCAUCGCCACCACCAGCUGGGCAUUCGUGCGAAGUUUUGGCGCCAUCUGGGGCGCCGCCAUCCCCGCCGCCGUGUUCAACUCCAAGUUCGACAGACAGCUGUCUCACAUCAGCGACCAGGCCACCCGCGCACUCCUGGCUCGUGGUGGGGCAUAUGAACAUGCCACCAAGGUCUUCAUUGAGACCUUUGACAAUAAUCCAACCGUGCAGCUGUGGAUCCCGCAAGUGGAGUUGCGGAAGGAAUUGGUGACGGAGUUUGGACUGGACGAGAAAUAUGACGAAAAGAAGAGACGUGAAGCCAUUGAGCAAGAGACAGGAGUAGAGCUGUCGAAUCGAAGCACUCACAGGGGCGACUAG